Seminavis robusta is the source of this 2730-nucleotide messenger RNA. The record is from the annotation of a GenBank genome assembly. Lineage: Eukaryota; Bacillariophyta; Bacillariophyceae; Naviculales; Naviculaceae.
AUGCAUCAGAUUCUCAACCUCAGGCAUUGCCUUCUAUGUUUGUUUCUGGUUUCAUCCUUGGCCAUUUCAUUGGCCACGGCGGCCGCCGUUGCUGACUCCCAAGGCGAAGCCAUCGAGGGUGAAACAUCAUCGACGUCAGCUGGCGCUCCUAAAACCACAACGGAGGAAAUACAAGAUGAGAUACAGGAUGGAGCAUCCCUGCAAAAUGCUACCGACAACGAAACUGUACCACAAAAGUUGCUUGAUGAAAUUGAAGACAGUUUCUUUGAUGCCCUUUCCAGAGAUCCAUCCUGCGACAACGAGGAUUGUUGGGCACCUCCUCAAUCAACCUUGGAAACCAGUGGAGAAGCAAAAGACAGUGACACUUGUGACUCCCAAAACAUGCUGGAUGAGGCAAGCAAAAAGGAUGUAGAACAGGGCCAAGAGACUUGCUCCCCUCCGGGUGAUAAGCAUUGGGGGUCAGAUCCAACUAUUCUUCGAAUGCGCGAUAAACUCAGGGAAGCAGGGUCUGUGGGUAGCUCCAAGAAAAAAGAUGGGACCCGACAAAAAUCCAGUGAAAAGACCAUUCCCAAGAAUCGCAGGCCCCCCGUGUUUCUCAUACCGGGCCUAGCUUCGACACGAUUGAUUGCAUGGAAGUUCAAGAGCUGCCCCCAACACCCUCUCCUUUCAGACAUUAAAGUGCUAGAUGUCGCGUGGCUCAACAUCAACUUUGUCUUUCAAAUGGGUACCUUUGAUUCGUCAUGCUUGAAAGACUGCCUAUCUCUGGGUCUGAAUCAAACCGACACGGAUGACCUGGAAACCGGGUGCAAGUUACGUCCAGAGGAGGGCCUCGAUGCUAUAUCCUCCUUGUCUCCAAGUGGGUUCGGUUCGGAUCUCCUUGUGGGUGGGACCAACACUGUCUAUGCCUGGUUGAUUCAGUGGCUAGCAGACAACCUGGGAUACGACGUGACAAAUGUUAUUGGGUUGCCGUAUGAUUGGAGGCUUUCGCCAGAUAGAAUGGAAGGCAGAGAUGGAUUUCUGACCUUAACAAGGAGACGGAUAGAGGCCGCAGUCAAAUCAAAUGGUGAGCCUGGAAUCGUUGUGGCCCAUUCCAUGGGCAAUGUUGUCUUUCGAUACUUUCUGGAGUGGUUGCGGCAAGAAAUGAGGCACGAGUCAUAUCAACAGUACUUAAAGCGCGCCGAGAGACGAGCCAAGAAGCUCAAUAUGCAACAACCAACACAACAAGGGCAGGCGGAAGGGGAUCCGGCUACUGUGUUACCAGGUUGGAUGAGUGGUGUUGUUACCGGCUUUGACGAAUGGUGGAGCGCAUACUUCUCUGCGCGAGAAUCGAUCGGUGGAAACGAAGAAAGCACAGAUGCAGAUGGUCGACACCCACAGCUCUGGGAACUGGCUAAGAUCGAAGGAGAUGGAAAUUGGAUCGACUGGGUUGAGGAGCACAUUUGGACCUACGUGGGACUCUCGGCUCCCUUGCUCGGCGCGAUCAACCCUCUACGUGCCGUCCUGAGUGGAGAGAAUAUGGGCCUGCCAAUCUCUGAUGAAGUGGCCAGGGAAAUGGAACUAACAUUCGGUUCUACUCAUAGUGUAAACCCUGUAUCUUCCAAGAGUGGGUUUUGUGAUCAGUGGGACGUGAAUGAAUGGGGAGAAGAACCCUCCAAGACAGAAAAGAGCCCAGCUCACUCAAAGCUUGCUUGCUUGGACGACAUCUUCAAUGAAAUCGAAUUUGGAAAUCAUGGAGAUGAUCCAUGGGAAAACUAUCCGGCAUUGAAAUCGCUGAUGAAAGAAAGGAUUGAUUGGGACACUGACUCCCCGAUGGUUGAGAUUACUAUUGAAGAGUGCAAGACCAAAGGUCGACAGCCAUGUGAAACGAAGAACUCGACUUCAUUGACGGCACGAGAUUCCGAAACUGGCGAGAUCUUCAAUACUUUCAACAGGAUUUGGAAGGAGAGGGACGAACCAAUGAUUGUAAAACGCGAACAACUUGAGGAGUCAUUCUGGAACACGAGGGUACCCAACAUUUUGAAUCACACCUGGGAACGACCACUGAUCAAGCACGUCAUAAUGGCAUACGGAGUAGACAUUCCAACCGAAGUAGGUUACAAGUAUAGGAAGAAGGAAUCUCCAACACAGGACCAGGAGGAAUAUGAUGGAGUACCGCACCUCGAGCAGGUGAUAGUGGAGCAAGCCCACGGAGAGCUUUUUACUGAAGCUUUGGAUGCCACUAGGGGUGGUCUCGCUGAUCUAUUAAAAAAGAGAAAGAAACGAGAAAGGUUUGGAGAAAGCUCGCUACACCAUAGCGGCGAUGGUAGUGUUCCCUAUCUGUCGCUAUCUUGGGCUCAUGUUUGGCUUUUCCAUGCCGCUCGGGCGGCAAGACAUUCUGGGAGCGAAGACGUUGCAAGUGGGAACCCACUGGAGGACAUAGUUGUCAGUCACAGACCCAAAGGUGCGAUGGAAUGGGUUGAUGGAGCGCCACCGAAGCAAAGUAACCAUGAGGAGAAGAAGACCGUCGAGAGCGAUACGGGGACAAAUCAUCCUCACGGCACAAAGUACAAACCGGAAAUGCACCGGUUCCACAAUGUAGGCAAGUCAAGAACGACAGGCAUAGAGUACACUACGACUGUGAUUGAGGCACUGGGUGUUGAGCACAAAGAAACCACAAGGAACUACGACAUCUUGGCGGCUGUCUUUACUGAUGUUCUUCGCAACAUGCAUGAUGACUUCGGUCUCGUGUAG